This is a messenger RNA of Alosa sapidissima (American shad), 2051 nucleotides long. Its product is annotated as angiopoietin-related protein 3-like. The transcript is spliced from 8 exons. The record is from RefSeq and is a predicted model, not a curated record. Lineage: Eukaryota; Metazoa; Chordata; Actinopteri; Clupeiformes; Clupeidae. Gene Ontology annotation, biological process: phospholipid homeostasis; triglyceride homeostasis; cholesterol homeostasis. The coding region runs from base 208 to 1593 and encodes 461 amino acids.
CCAGUGUGAACAAUGCUGUUUUGUAUAAAAUGGAAAUUAAACAAAAUGGAUGAAAAGUGAUGUUAUAUUGUAAAAUGUAAAUGUUUCCCCACACAAUCUGGUUGAGAACCUAAUCUAACUCAUAGGUGGGUGCCCUGAAGAGGCGGUAGAGGAGACACAGACAGACGCCAACACCACGAAGGGAGAAUUCCAGAAACAACCGGAAUAAUGAAGCUGCUGCUGCUCCUGCUGGUGUUCGUUGCUUGUGCUCAUGGCUUACCCGCUACUGGUGCAAAGGAAGCGGAGUCCCGUUUCUCCUUUGCCCCCCUGGAUGACGUCCGGCUCCUGGCCAACGGGCUCCUUCAGCUCGGCCACAGCCUGAAGGACUUUGUACAGAAGACCAAGGGCCAAAUCAACGACAUCUUCCAAAAGCUCAACGUGUUCGACCGCUCGUUCUACCAGCUCGCCACCCUGGCCAGCGAGAUCAAGGAGGAGGAGGAGGAGCUGAAGAAGACCACCGUCGUCCUCAAGUCCAACAACGACGAGAUCAAGAGCCUGUCCCAGGAGAUCAACACCAAGGUGGAGGACAUCAUUCGGGAGCGGAGCAAGCUGCGGAGCCAGGUGGGCCAGCUGGAGGAGAAGAUGAGUGGCCUGUCCCAGGGCCUUCUCUCCGCAGACCAGCUCGCCGAAAUCUCUGCUCUCAAGGAGGUCAUUCACACCCAAGAGAGAAGCAUCACAGACCUCCUGAAGGCAGUGAGGGAACAAAGUGAACAGCUCAACUUCCAAAGGACCCAGAUCAAGAGCCUGGAGAAGAAGGUCAGUGACAGCAUCCUUCAGGACACUGUUUUCAAAUGGGUCUGGAACAAAGAGACUCACAAUGUGUCUGGGUACCUGUCGGACAACAGCACCAGUAACGACUCUCUCUGGGAUGGUCUCCCAGCCCACUGUGGUGAUGUGUAUGCCAGAGGCCAGAAGAACAGCGGCCUGUACCCCAUCAAGCCCAACCGGUCCCGGCCCUUCCUGGUGCACUGUGAAAUGACCGACAAUGGGGGUGCUACUGUCAUUCAGCACAGACAGGAUGGCUCUGUGGAUUUCGACCAGACCUGGAGAAAUUAUGAAGAGGGCUUUGGCAGCUUUAAAGGAGAGUUCUGGCUUGGCUUGAGGAAGGUCCAUGCCCUCACUCAGCACAAUGACACAAUCCUGCGGAUCAUAGCCGAGGACUCCAAACAGGCCAAGUACGUUGUGGAAUACCACCUCAUGAUGGAGGAUGCCAGCUCUGACUACGCAAUCCACCUCAGGCCAACAGACAGUGACCUGCCGACCACUGUGGGAAACGACACAGCCAUCCGGUUCUCCACCAAGGACCGCAUGAACGACGAACACCAGGAGCCCAGCUGCACCAAUGACUACACAGGGGGCUGGUGGUUCAGCGCCUGCAGCGACAUCAAUCUCAAUGGGAGGUACACUAACGGCAAGCCGCAUGGCCGUGCUGACCGCAGAAAGGGAACACACCUGAAGGCCCACGCACGGAGCUCGUUCUCACUCAAGUCCUCACAAAUCACAAUACGACAUGUGUCAAGCACACACAUCCCUCCUCAGGGACCAGCUGAAUAAACAGAUCCUCUCCUUGUUCACUCUCCCCACAUCAACCCCCCCCCCCCCCCCCCCCACCCCCCACCGACGUUGCUGUUACUGAAUAUCGGAGUAGUUGCAUUAUAGAUCAGAUAAUAGAAGUGUCCAAUGUGUAUAUGUUACAGUAGGUUUCUAUGGUGCUAACAGGUUAGAACCCUGCAGUCUGUGAUUAUGUUGAUUUUCGAUAGCGGUCACUGAAUAAGGUAUGCUCAUCUUAGAAUGCCCUUUUUCAUCCCGGCCUUUUAUAGUCAGAAGCACUGGGCAGGGGCCUGAGUAUUGUGGACCCUCAACCUGAGGUCAACCAUGGUUAACGGAGUCAGUCACAGGUUUUUCACUGAGUCACAUUGACUUUAAGAAUACCCAUUCAUACUGUAUAUAUUUUAUAGUGUGUGGUGCCAUUUGUAUUGAGCUUGAAAAUAAACAGUGUUUUUAAAAAAGAA